AUGGAUGCACUUCAGAAGGAGCUGAGCAACCUGAACAAGGUGGCUCGGCUCUCGUCCGCCGUGGAAGAUGUCGACAACAUCAUCGGGCUGCUCAGCACCGCGCGAGAUCAAGUUGCUAGGGCAUUGGAUCCCCACACAGCGAGCUUGACGAUGGCGAAGCUUCAGAAUCCGAUCAAGGAGGGCUUCGAAGCGGUGAACCAGGACCUAAGGGACGUGUCCAAGUCACACAGAAACUUGGGGAAAGCUUUAGACAAGUCGUUACCUCUUAAACCGAUUCCAACCAGUCCAUUCAGUAGCGAUGCCAUGGCCGGACAUCAAGCCCUCAUCAACCGCGCGAUCGCCAUGCACCUCCUCCGCGAGGGCCAGUUUUCCGUCGCCUCGACUUUCAUCUCCGAGGCCCAAGACAACCCGGCUGGCCAAACAUCUACUACCCCGACCUCGUCGUUACACCCCACGGAUACUACUCACUUUGUGGACGUGGACGAACAUAUGGGCGAUCUGGACGAGGUGACGCCGCAGCCCCCCCAAGGCCUCUCCUCCCUCCAGUCCCAAGAAUUACAGACCAAGUUUUCCGAGAUGUAUCGGAUAUUGCAGGAUCUCAAGACGAGGAAUCUUGUGCCCGCAAUCGGCUGGGCUCGGUCCAACAGUGUUGAGCUAGAAGACCGGGGGAGCAAUCUGGAGUUCGAGCUGAGCAAGCUACAGUACAUUUGGCUAUUCAAAGGACCUGCCGUAAACAGCCUGCCCGACGACGAGUGGAAUGGGCGGUCGGGCGCCCUGCGUUAUGCACGGGAGCACUUUGGGCGGUUUCAAGACCGGCACCUCAAGGAGAUCCAGAAGCUAGUCAACGCCAUGGUCUUCGCCCCGAAUCUCGGCGGUUCGCCGUAUAACAACAUCUUCGCGACGGACUCUGCCUUCACCGACGUUGCCUGCUCCUUCACCCGCGAGUUCUGCAGCCUCCUGGGCCUCUCAGCCGAGUCGCCAUUGUAUAUCGCCGCCACGGCCGGCGCGCUGGCCCUGCCUCAGCUGAUGAAGUACACCUCUGCGGCCCGCGCUAAGGGCACCGAGUGGACGACGGCCAACGAGCUGGCCUUCGAGACGCCGCUGCCCAGGCGCAUGCUCUACCAUAGCAUCUUCGUGUGCCCCGUGUCCAAAGAGCAAACCACCGAGGAUAACCCGCCCAUGAUGAUACCGUGCGGCCACGUCCUCGCCCGGGACACGCUGGAGAAGCUCUGCAAGGGCAGCCGCUUCAAGUGCCCAUACUGCCCCAACGAGGGCCACCUCAAGGACGCCCAGCAGAUCAUCUUGUAG
Phialemonium atrogriseum is the source of this 1308-nucleotide messenger RNA. RefSeq names its product CTLH/CRA C-terminal to lish motif domain-containing protein. Gene Ontology annotation, biological process: proteasome-mediated ubiquitin-dependent protein catabolic process. Bases 1 to 1308 code for a protein of 435 amino acids. The record is from RefSeq and is a predicted model, not a curated record. Lineage: Eukaryota; Fungi; Ascomycota; Sordariomycetes; Cephalothecales; Cephalothecaceae. The transcript has 3 exons. Gene Ontology annotation, molecular function: ubiquitin protein ligase activity; protein binding. Gene Ontology annotation, cellular component: GID complex; cytoplasm; nucleus.